AUGCAGGAAGUGAGUUUUCAUCGACUGCUGCAGUCUCCCAGUGUCCGUGGAGAUCAGGCUCUCUUCAGAUACGGAGACAGUUCCACCGGAGGGGGAGUAUAUAGAGGAACACAGGGGUCUGUACAAGGUCGUGAUGAUGGAGAAUCACCGGCCCCUCACAUCACUGGAUGGGCCCAGUAACAGAGAUACCCCAGAGAGAUGUCCCCGUCCUCUGUAUUCCCAGGACUGUACAGAGGAGAAUCACAGGAUCGCACAGGAGGAUCAGGUAGAACGUCUUUCUCGUAUAAAGGCAGAAGAUAUAGAGGGAGAAGAAGAGAUGUAUGUGACUGAUAUAAAGGUAGAAGAUAUAGAGGGAGAAGAAGAGACAUAUGUGACUGAUAUAAAGGCAGAAGAUAUAGAGGGAGAAGAAGAGACGUAUGUGACUGAUAUAAAGGCAGAAGAUAUAGAGGGAGAAGAAGAGACGUAUGUGACUGAUAUAAAGGCAGAAGAUAUAGAGGGAGAAGAAGAGACGUAUGUGACUUGUAUAAAGGUAGAAGAUAUAGAGGGAGAAGAAGAGACGUAUGUGACUGAUAUAAAGGCAGAAGAUCCAGAGGGAGAAGAAGAGACGUAUGUGAGGGGUGAUCAGCAGUGUAAGGAGGAGGAGAUCCCUACAGAUAUCAGCACAGCAGAUGGACACACAAGCAGGAAUAUCUCAGAAGGACAUCUAAUGUUAUCCCCGGAUUGUGACAUAAAAGAUGACAGUAGACAGGAUUCUCCAGGACCUACUCCCAUUACCCCAAUUAUACAUCCAGCUCUAUCAGCUGAUCCAUCUGAUCCUGGGAGAUGUUCUCCUGAUCCCUCUGAUAUUGGUGCAUCUGUUACAGCUCUAAGAGUAGAUACAGUGUUUCUGUGUUCUAUAGAUGCCAAAUGUUUUACACAGAACACAAAGCUUAUUACCCAUCAGCCUGCUAAGGCAGAUGAGAAGCAAUUUCCAUGUUCUGAGUGUGGAAAAUGUUUUACAUACAAAUCAGGUCUUGUUACACAUGAGAGAAUACAUACAGGUGAGAAACCAUAUUCCUGUUCUGAGUGUGGGAAAUGUUUUACCCAGAAAUCACAACUUAUUACACAUCAGCGAAGUCACACAGGUGAAAGGCCAUUUCCAUGUCCUGAGUGUGGGAAAUGUUUUGCACAUAAAUCAGAUCUUGUUAGUCAUAACAGAAAUCACACAGGUGAGAAGCCAUUUUCAUGUUCUGAGUGUGGGAAAUGUUUUACCUGGAAAUCACAACUUGUUACACAUCUGCGAAGUCACACAGGUGAAAAUCCAUUUCCAUGUUCUGAGUGUGGGAAAUGUUUUACAUAUAAAUCACAACUUGUAAUACAUAAGAGAAUACAUACAGGUGAGAAACCAUAUUCCUGUUCUGAGUGUGGGAACUGUUUUACAUACAAAUCAACUCUUGAUGCACAUAAGAGAAGUCACACAGGUACAUCACCAUUUCCAUGUUCUGAGUGUGGGAAAUAUUUUGCACAAAACUCACAACUUGCUAGACAUCAGAGAAGUCACACAGGUGAGAAGCCAUUUCCAUGUCCUGAGUGUGGUAAAUGUUUUGCACAAAAUUCAGAUCUUGUUAGUCAUAACAGAAGUCACACAGGCGAGAAUCCAAUUUCUUGCUCUGAGUGUGGGAAAUGUUUUGCCUGGAAAUCACAACUUGUUAAACAUCAGAGAAGUCACACAGGUGAGAAGCCUUUUCCAUGCUCUGAGUGUGGGAAAUGUUUUGCAAACAAAUCAGAUCUUGUUAAACAUAAGAGAAGUCACACAGGUGAGAAGCCAUUUCCAUGUACUGAGUGUGGUAAAAGUUUUGCACAAAAAUCAGAUCUUGUUAGUCAUAACAGAAGUCACACAGGUGAGAAUCCAAUUUCCUGCUCUGAGUGUGGGAAAUGUUUUGCCCGGAAAUCACAACUUGUUAUACAUCACAGAAGUCACACAGGUGAGAAGCCAUUUUCUUGCUCUGAGUGUGGGAAAUGUUUUGCCUGGAAAUCAGAUAUUGUUAGACAUCAUCGAAGUCACACAGGUGCGAGGCCAUUUCCAUGUUCUGACUGUGGAAAAUGUUUUGCACACAAAUCACAUCUUGUUAUUCAUCAGAGAAAUCACACAGGUGAGAAGCCUUUUUCUUGCACUGAGUGCACGAAAAGUUAUACUCAGAAAUCAGAACUUGUUACACAUCAGAGAAGUCACACAGGUGAGAAGCCAUUUCCAUGUCCUGAGUGUGGGAAAUGUUUUGCACACAAAAGAGAUUUUUUUAAACAUGAGAAAAGUCACACAGGUGAGAAGCCAUUUCCAUGCUCUGAGUGUGGGAAAUGUUUUACACAGAAAUCACAUCUUGUUACACAUCAGCAAAUUCACACAGGUGAGAAUCCAUUUCCAUGCUCUGAGUGUGGGAAAUGUUUUGCACACAACUCAGCUCUUGUUAUACAUCACAGAAGUCACACAGGUGCGAAGCCAUUUCCAUGUUCUGAGUGGGGGAAAUGUUUUACACACAAAUCACAAUUUGUUACACACCAGAGAAGACACACAGGUGAGAAGCCAUUUUAAUCUUCUGGAGUAUACUCAUCAUUGCCAUGCGUUGUUCUUCAAGGUUCUUAUCGUAUCUUCUAUGCUUUUUGCAAUAUACAUGCUACUGCAUGGUGAAAUAAUCAGAUGUCAUGUCCUCAUCUACCACUGCUAUGCAGAUGAUCUGUCUUUUGCUCCAGACACUGAGAACCCAGUCCCAAUCCUAAAUGGUUGUCUAGCUGAGCUCCAGGUGUGGGUGAUGCCAGUUGGCUGUGACUCAGUCCUGGUGAAACAGGUCCAUAUGGUAGAAGCUCACCAACAAAGGACAGGGCUACAGCUCAGCUUUGCAAACCAACCAGACUUACACUUGGGGGUUCAGAGUUACAAAAUUCUGAUCCUGUGCAGAAUCUUGGUGUCCUGGAUGGUGGAGUGACACUUAGACAUCAGGUAUCAUCCACAAUCAGAUCCUCAUCUGAGGAACAUAGCCAGACUCCAGCACUUAUUUCCCUCAGAAGAUCUACCUACAGUCAUACAUGUACUUGUAUCAUCACGCACAGACUACUGCAAUGUCCUCUACCUGGGUCUCCCAGCAAAAGAAUUACUGAGCUUGUAGCUUGUACAGAAUGCAGCAGCCAGGCUGUUACCUAACCAGCCCGUUCCUGCCACAUAACACCCAUUCUCUGCUCCCAUCACUGGCUGCCUGUAAGAUGAUGACUCGGGGCCUAAUUCAGGUCUGAUCGCAGUGUGUGAUCCAAACGGAAUUAUUGAAAAAUUGCGGGCGCAUCCACUGCGCCCAUCCCGUGCAUGCACCUGCAUUUUCUGCAGAGGGGACGCAGAAAAUGUGAUUGCCUGUCAGGCAGAGGCAGUCACGGGGGUGGGCGGGCAAUGCUCCAUUUCCAGGGAGGAGACGGAUCGGUGCUGGGGCAGUGUGGCGCGAACGGAGGACAGACGGGCAUGAUCACGGCUGUGUGACAUCACAUGCAGCUGCCAUGAUCAAGAAAAAUGCAGCGGGCCUCCUGCGCAAGCAGCGGCAGCAGGAGGCUUCACUAAUUUCUACGAUAAAGCAGAAAUUGUGAGGCAAUCGCAAUUUCUGUUUCAUCAAGGGGGUAGGCGGUGGUCAGCAUGCUGGGUGGCCUUGCGAUGGGCGGCCCCUAGCACGCUAGGAAAAGGAUUGCUAAUUAGCAGCAUCUGCUAUCUUUACUGAAUUUAGACCCUCUAUUAAGUAAUCUUACUGACUCCCAGCCUUGCAUGACCAUGAUACCAGAAGCAGCUGCUGCUUCCGUACUGCCUGGGUUUCUUCCAUCUGUUGAUGGACUGUUAGCAGUACCAUAAAUUCCCAAGCAAUGCUAAGAUGUCAGGGGAAACAGGGUGGGUGGCAGUAGCGGGGGCUACUGGAGGCAAUGUCUAUGUGGGUAAUAUUGUCCCCAAGCAGUGCUGAGGAGGGAGACAGGGCAGGGGGCAGUAGUAGGAGCUGCUGGAGGCAAUGUCUAUGAGGUUAAACGUCCCCAAGCAGGGCUGAGGCGGGAGACAGGGUGGGUGGCAGUAGUGGGAGCUGCUGGAGGCAAUGUCUAUGUGGGUAAAUGUCCCCAAGCAGGGCUGAGGAGGGAGACAGGGCAGCGGGCAGUAGUAGGAGCUGUUUGAUGCAAUGUGUAUGUGGGAAAACGUCCCCAAGCAGGGCUGAGGAGGGAGACAGGGUGGGUGGCAGUAGUGGGAGCUGCUGGAGGCAAUGUCUAUGUGGGUAAACAUCUGCAAGCAGGGCUGAGGUGUCAGAGCGGGGAGACAGGGCAGGUGGCAGUAGUAGGGGAGACACGGGUGGAUGGCAAUAGUGGGGGGAGAUGGGACGGACGGCAGUAGUAGGGGAAACAGGGCAGGUGGCAGUAGUAGGGGAGAC
This is a messenger RNA of Pseudophryne corroboree (corroboree frog), 4418 nucleotides long. RefSeq names its product oocyte zinc finger protein XlCOF6-like. Gene Ontology annotation, biological process: regulation of transcription by RNA polymerase II. Bases 134 to 2569 code for a protein of 811 amino acids. The record is from RefSeq and is a predicted model, not a curated record. The transcript is spliced from 6 exons. Gene Ontology annotation, cellular component: nucleoplasm. Gene Ontology annotation, molecular function: DNA-binding transcription repressor activity, RNA polymerase II-specific; RNA polymerase II cis-regulatory region sequence-specific DNA binding. Lineage: Eukaryota; Metazoa; Chordata; Amphibia; Anura; Myobatrachidae.